GACAUGUUGAUGUUUUCCAUAAAUUUAUCUCAGCCUAUGUAUUGGACUUGAUCUGAGCUGCCCUAGUUUGUGUAGCUUGGUGACAUGAGUUGUGCACGCUAUACAUUUAUGGGGUGUUCCUCUUUGAAAACAAAAAAAAUGAAGAAAGGAGUUGCUGCGCUGCUACUCUUCCUUGCUUGUGCAGCCCUAUGCUUGGCUGCUUCUGAUGCUACUGCUGCAGAGCCUCCGAAGCUAUCUGGGCACGCUAAGGUGCACAAGUGCAUUGCUGCUUUCCACACUGCAAGGGGGACUUGUCUGAAGGAGAUCUAUGCAUCUUAUUGGAAUCACAAACUCAAUAUUGGAGAAGAUUGCUGCAAGGCCAUUAAGGAAGCAGAUGAUGAUUGUGCCGAGACCAUUUUCAGUCACUUCAAGAACCCUACUUAUGUUCUUUUGUUGAAGGAGCAUUGCUCAAAGAAAUAAUGAUAGCACCAUCGAAAGGACAGGAAUGUUAGUCCUAGAUUAGCUAGGCUUCUUUUGGUUUUUUGGUCUUAGUGAAUUAAGCUAGUGUCGUUUUCUUUCUUCUUGCUAGUGAUUGUCAUUGGAGUAGAACAUCUGAAGCUGUACUUAGGUUAUUUUUCUCAGUAUUUGGGUAUGAACUUUUAUUAUAUAUGCUUUUGGGAUUUUGGUAUUAUUAGUUAAUUAAGAUUCUUCAUCUUCA
Messenger RNA from Rosa rugosa (rugosa rose), 697 nucleotides. RefSeq lists its product as uncharacterized. The transcript has 2 exons. Gene Ontology annotation, biological process: double fertilization forming a zygote and endosperm; regulation of protein localization to cell surface; regulation of double fertilization forming a zygote and endosperm. The record is from RefSeq and is a predicted model, not a curated record. NCBI's taxonomy places the organism in Eukaryota, Viridiplantae, Streptophyta, Magnoliopsida, Rosales, Rosaceae. The coding region runs from base 85 to 459 and encodes 124 amino acids. Gene Ontology annotation, cellular component: extracellular region; vesicle.